AGACGAUCGACAACAAAUCUACUUCGAAAUAACAGAGUCAUGCAUACGAUGCCAAUAUUCUCACAGAGAGAGCGAUCAUCGAGACCAUCUAGAAUGCACCAUAGAAAAGGUAAAAAUGGUUCAUCUGGCAACGCAGCUGUUGGAAAAUCUAUUGGAAGACGGGAAAGUGGUAUGGAGGCAAUGACAAAACUACGAUACUUGAACAAAAAACCACUGUGCUUACAGUAUAAUGUACCAACGUCAUACGGAAGGAAACAUUAUGCUCCUGGAGCGAAACGGAGGGAGCAAUCAUUCAUUGUCGUUAUUCUCUGUGGGAUUGCUCGAUUAAUGCAAUGGGCGGCGGUGGAAUUUCAGCAAGCUGCUGUGGAUUUCCUCGUUAAACCUGCCCAUGAACUAUUUCCCGAUGAGCUUCCAAAUCAAUGCUUCCAAUCAUCUUUCUAUCGUAGUCCGCUUCAAUUAAAAAAGAGACCUGGAAAACGAGCAAUUGUUCGAAGAUCCGAUGUAUCCAGAAUGCUUCAAUCGUUAGAUACAAAAAUAUUUUAAUUUCAAAGUGUCAAAAAUUUUCUGUAUAUUUCUUUUACAUUUUUAUCAAACUUCUUCAGUCACUUCUAUUCACCCAAUUCUCUCACGUCAGAGAACAAAAUCAUGACAGAUUUGCUCAGAACACGUGCAAAUAUCCGAAAAUUUACCCUCUUUAUCAUUACUAUUUGUUCUCAAAACUAUAUCAUCUCUCAUUUUUUCGUGUUGAUCUUACUCAAGUGUUUUCUGUUUUUACUCGAAAUCCCCCGUGAAUUACGACUUUUUGUAUAAUUUGGUGAAGUAUUAAGAAUUUUUUACUGGGACUUUUAUCUACUGUAUUGCUGCUUUCUAAAUGAAAUGUUUUACGUGGAUUUUAAU
This is a messenger RNA of Caenorhabditis elegans, 897 nucleotides long. RefSeq lists its product as uncharacterized. Lineage: Eukaryota; Metazoa; Nematoda; Chromadorea; Rhabditida; Rhabditidae. The record is from RefSeq and is marked reviewed. Bases 40 to 543 code for a protein of 167 amino acids. The transcript is spliced from 5 exons.